CACCAUUAACCUACAUCAGAUACGAGAUCACCAUCCCAAGACAGGCUUAGCCCUAUAAACCAUCAUCAACUCAACCUAUCUAACACUUCAAUCCAGCAGAAAGCAUACGUAACGCAGCAUCCACCCAUUCCGCGCUGUAAGCCGCCACAGAGAUAUCCCUCAUCGCCUGACUGAUACCACUGCAGCAAACCCUCACCAGACUGAAUAUAUAAACCCCAUACACAGGAACCUACUGAACACCAUCAACUACACAACCAAACCGUCACCUCAAUCCUCAAUCCCCGAAGCACAACCACAACCACAACCACCAAAAUGAAGUCCUUCCUCACCAAGACCACCCUCCUAACCCUCCCGACCCUCGCCCUCUCCAACCCCUUGAUCUCCUACGCCGGCUACUACUACACCAACUGCACGUCUCCCAGCGUAACGGCCGCCAACGUCGCCGCCUCCUACUGCGUGAACGUCGAAGACAUCCCCAUCAAAUCCUUCACCGCGUACGUGUUCUCCGGCGCAUGCGCGGAUGCGUCCACCACUCCUGUGCUGCACACAUACACGGAGUCCGGAUGCGCCGCGGACUCCUUGUUUGAGACUGUCGACGUGGAUGAGGAGAAACAGUGCUUUGAGGCCGACGUUACGUUGGUUAGUUUGGGGGUGGAGUGUGUUUGAAUCAACUUGUUGGUAACUUAUUGAGAUUGGAUGCGAGGUGGAAACAUAGAGGUAUCGAGAUAAACUCAAAUAUCGAUAUCGCUCAUCUAUCUAUACUAUACUCCGCACCGCACAUAGUACUAUGACAGUACUAGUAGGAUGG
Messenger RNA from Aspergillus ibericus CBS 121593, 808 nucleotides. RefSeq lists its product as uncharacterized. The record is from RefSeq and is a predicted model, not a curated record. The transcript is spliced from 2 exons. The coding region runs from base 313 to 666 and encodes 117 amino acids. Lineage: Eukaryota; Fungi; Ascomycota; Eurotiomycetes; Eurotiales; Aspergillaceae.